Messenger RNA from Arabidopsis thaliana (thale cress), 1470 nucleotides. RefSeq names its product UDP-N-acetylglucosamine (UAA) transporter family. Lineage: Eukaryota; Viridiplantae; Streptophyta; Magnoliopsida; Brassicales; Brassicaceae. Gene Ontology annotation, cellular component: membrane. The record is from RefSeq and is marked reviewed. The coding region runs from base 211 to 1260 and encodes 349 amino acids. The transcript has 7 exons. Gene Ontology annotation, biological process: 3'-phospho-5'-adenylyl sulfate transmembrane transport; transmembrane transport.
AAAAAGAGAAAUCCAAAAUGAGAAUUCUUUUGUUCUUUCUUCAUUUGAUUUAAUACCUUUCUUCAUCUACUUGUCAAUAUCACUGACUCUUUCACUUUUACAAAUCCCAAAUCUUCAAAGAGAGGAACAAAAAGAAAAUCAGAUUUCAGUUUUUUUUUUUCAUUUCUAACAUAACAUUCCUUGGUCCGAUUUAUUCUUUUUUUCAAGAUCAUGAAGACUAACAGCGAAGAACAAAUGAUAAAACUGUUUGGAAUUCCUCUUUCUGAUAAACCCAGAUGGCAACAAUUUCUCAUCUGUUCUUCUGGUUUCUUCUUUGGUUACCUCGUUAAUGGCAUCUGCGAGGAAUAUGUGUACAACCGGCUUAAAUUCAGUUAUGGAUGGUAUUUCACGUUUGCGCAAGGAUUGGUGUACAUUGCCUUGAUUUACAUGUAUGGCUUCAGGACGAAGCAAAUGGUUAAUCCAUGGAAGACUUACGUGAAACUAUCUGGUGUUCUUAUGGGUUCUCAUGGCCUCACCAAAGGCUCCUUGGCUUAUCUCAAUUAUCCUGCUCAAAUCAUGUUCAAAUCCACUAAGGUUUUGCCGGUUAUGGUUAUGGGAGCUUUUAUACCAGGGUUGAGAAGAAAAUACCCUGUCCACGAGUACAUAUCUGCUAUGUUACUUGUAAUUGGUCUCAUCUUAUUCACAUUGGCUGAUGCCCAUACCUCCCCAAACUUCAGUAUAAUUGGGGUUAUGAUGAUCUCGGGCGCUCUCAUCAUGGACGCUUUUCUUGGUAACUUACAAGAAGCUAUCUUCACGAUGAAUCCUGAGACAACACAAAUGGAGAUGUUGUUUUGCUCGACGGUAGUUGGCUUACCGUUCUUACUUGCACCGAUGAUUCUUACUGGAGAGCUUUUCACAGCUUGGAAUUCAUGUGCUCAACAUCCAUAUGUGUAUGGAGUGUUGGUGUUCGAAGCCAUGGCUACAUUUAUCGGACAAGUCUCCGUUCUAUCCCUCAUUGCACUCUUUGGCGCAGCCACAACCGCUAUGAUAACGACGGCGAGAAAAGCGGUAACGCUGUUACUGUCCUAUUUGAUAUUCACAAAGCCUUUAACUGAACAGCACGGUACGGGAUUGUUACUCAUCUUUAUGGGCAUUAUUCUCAAGAUGGUUCCGGAUCCAAACCCAAACCCCAAAUCUUCGGGUUCGGGUCAGACACCCGGAAAAUUGGAACGGGUUAAGUUUGAGAAGGAAGACGAUGAAGAGAGUCGUCCAUUGGUCUAAUAAACGACGAGAGAAGAUGUUUAAAACUCAAUUCUUAGUUCGUUUCACAUUUUAUCUUCAGUAUAUUUGUGUUAUUAGAAAGUAGAUUUUUUUUUUUGUAUUACUUUGUAGUUUAGAAUCUUUAAAUCGAAACAUCAUUCGGCAAUUCAAUUUGAAACAUGAUCAAUAAGUACAAAUGCAAUGAAAAUGUUUGGUUUCUUAUUACAUUUU